Messenger RNA from Anopheles aquasalis, 927 nucleotides. RefSeq names its product signal peptidase complex catalytic subunit SEC11 homolog C twr (gene twr). Gene Ontology annotation, cellular component: signal peptidase complex; membrane. The record is from RefSeq and is a predicted model, not a curated record. Gene Ontology annotation, molecular function: serine-type endopeptidase activity. NCBI's taxonomy places the organism in Eukaryota, Metazoa, Arthropoda, Insecta, Diptera, Culicidae.
GUAAGUUUGUGCGAACAAAACCAAAUUUCCAUUCUAUUUUCACGGGAAUCGUUUGCGUUGAGCGUAUUGCACACGAGGCAGCGGCAAUAAUCCGGCCUAACCAGUUCCGUUGUUGCCGGAAAAUUCACCAUUUCAGACACACGAUCUCACGAUGGGUAUGAUGGAAAGCCUCGGUCUUAGCGGGCUCGCUGGUGGCGUCCAGCGGAUGGACAAGCGACAGUUUCUGUUUCAAAUGCUGAGUUUCGGCAUGAUCGUCUCGUCGGCGCUGAUGAUCUGGAAGGGUCUGAUGGUCGUCACCGGCAGCGAGUCCCCGAUUGUUGUGGUGCUGAGCGGUAGCAUGGAACCGGCUUUCCAUCGUGGCGACUUGCUGUUUCUCACGAAUCAGGAUGAACCGGUGCGAGUAGGAGAAAUUGUGGUGUUCAAAAUCGAAGGACGUGAUAUUCCGAUCGUCCACCGGGUCAUCAAGCUGCACGAGAAGAGUAACGGAACGGUCAAGUUCUUGACGAAGGGCGAUAACAACUCCGUCGAUGACCGAGGCCUGUACGCACCCGGUCAGCUGUGGCUCACGAAAAAGGAUAUUGUGGGCCGAGCGAGAGGCUUUCUGCCAUAUGUUGGCAUGAUCACGAUCUACAUGAACGAGUAUCCUAAGCUAAAGUUUGGCAUUCUUGGGUUGCUGGCGCUUUAUGUACUGCUGCACAGGGAGUGAGCCGAACCGGAGGAUGUUUUCUCGCCUCUGUCGACGGCAUUUCCUUUUUCGUACUAAACGUUUCGUGGUUUAUCGUUCCACCAACUGCAAGAAUCUGCCUGUGGGACGCUCGUCAGACGGCACUGUUCGCGACUUCUGUUGCCUGUAUUCAAUUCCGGGGCGUACAUGAAACACAAAUUAAAAGGUAAAGAAUAAAAGUGGAAAACAUGACUUAACAAGCA